Penicillium griseofulvum is the source of this 2898-nucleotide messenger RNA. RefSeq names its product ATP-binding response regulator. The record is from RefSeq and is a predicted model, not a curated record. The transcript has a single exon. The coding region runs from base 1 to 2898 and encodes 965 amino acids. Gene Ontology annotation, molecular function: histidine phosphotransfer kinase activity; phosphorelay sensor kinase activity. Lineage: Eukaryota; Fungi; Ascomycota; Eurotiomycetes; Eurotiales; Aspergillaceae. Gene Ontology annotation, biological process: phosphorelay signal transduction system; protein autophosphorylation.
AUGUCAUCCCGGUCGAACAGCUCAGCACAGAGUACAUCCCCGCGGGCAUCAUCUCACCGGAGAGCCAGCCGAUCUACAAGUUCCAAGAAUGGGGUAGAAUCUCGCUCAGUACCGUCUGCGUCAGGAAAUGCGUCUCAAAACGGCGCCGCACGAAAUUCCAGCCCAGAUUCCGACCACAGUGGUAUAUCUGCUCCCGCCAGUACAACGUCAUCGGUGCAAAACUCGCAACAUAGCGAUAGUGGGUUGGAAUCUUCGAGUAGCAACCGCUGGCUUUUCCAACGUGCUGCGAACCUCUUACGACAAAGUCUUGAUUUGGACGGCGCUGGCGGUGUCAUGUUUAUGGAGGCUAGUGACAACUCCUCCGAAUAUGUCGCAGCUGGAUAUCGCGACUCCCCUGAUUUUACAAAUCCUGCUCCUCUUCUUGCAUUAUCCACUAGAGUUGAUCCGUUUUCAUAUCAGUCAAGCUCUACGCUGUCAGAUCCAGCUGUAAAUCUUGACAAUGUCUUUCUGAAACAGUUAACACAUCGCUACCCUAAAGGGAAACUCUGGUCAUUCCACCAUGAUGGGACAUUUUCAACUUCAGAAGAUCAGUUGACCGACGAGUCUCGGAAACAACGAAGGAAGUCCAAGGCUUCGGAGACUAGCAAACUGAAUAACUUCUUCCCUGAUGCGUCCGAAGUCAUGUUUGUCCCACUGUGGAAUGCUACAGAUUCCCAGUGGUUCGCUGGGUGUUUUUGUUGGACUCCACAGCCAACGCGAGUUUUUAGCCCUGCCGUUGAUCUGAGCUCAGUAUUUGCCUUCGGGUCCUCUAUUAUGACCGAAUACAGCCGUGUUGAAUCAGUUAUCGCAGACCGCCAAAAGGGGGAUUUUAUAAGCAGUAUCUCCCACGAACUGCGCAGCCCAUUGCAUGGUGUCUUGGCUGCAUCCGAGUUUUUCGGAAGUACUACACUUGACCAGUUCCAGGAGUCUCUCCUCGAUACCAUAAAUGCAUGUGGCAGGACUCUCUUGGAUACAAUGAAUCAAGUUUUAGACUUCAGCAAAAUCAUGUCAAUGGAAAGACACAAGAAAGCCUUUAAGCAUGGAAAAGAUCCGGGGAAACUGAAGCCCUCCGAGGAAAAUGUGGCGCGCCUGGAUGCAUUGGUCUUUACAGAUGUGGCUCUUUUGACAGAGGAUGUUAUAGACAGCGUGUGCUUGGGCCAUUCCCAUAUGCGGAAGUCAGCCGUGUCCACCAACCACCACACGGAUGCCUCGCCAACAUCACCUUCCAAGCCAGCAAAUGAUGACAGCCAAGUUGGUCUAAUUCCACAAGUGGAUGUCAUUGUUGACAUUCCUGAUAAUGACUGGAUGUACAAAGUCCAGCCGGGCUCGCUGAGACGCCUAAUUAUGAAUAUUCUUGGCAAUGCACUGAAGUAUACUAGAAAGGGGCGGAUUUCCGUCUCCAUGGAGUUCAUUGAGUGCUCAAAGGGUCGCUCUCGACGCCAAGGUCUCGAAGACAUGGUGACAUUGACCAUCUCAGAUACGGGUAAGGGCAUCUCGAAGGAAUAUCUUCGGAAGCACCUGUUCACUCCGUUCUCGCAAGAAGAUCCGCUAUCAGUAGGCACUGGUCUCGGUCUAUCAAUUGUUCGCGGCAUUGUGAGAACUCUCAAUGGGAAAAUUAGCAUUCGAAGCCGACAGGGCGAAGGUACUACUGUCAAGGUGUCACUUCCGCUCGAACGUCUAGUGGGAGAUGAAAACCCACAAUCACCGUCUAGCAUGGAAAAUCCGGGCUACAAUAAACUUGCACCAUCUUCUCAGCUCCGACGUCUCGACUGUAGUGGAAAACGUGCUGCUAUCUGGGGAAUCGACCUAGCUAGUAUUGGGGAGGACCCGUUCUGGGCUUCCAUAGCCCGAUAUAUCACAGAUUGGUAUGGUCUGCAGCUUGUUCCUGUGUCUGUCAAUGAGCCUAUCGAUAUUAUGUUUAUGAAUGAAAGGGAUUUGCCUGCACACGAGAUGCGGAAUUUCCCAGCACCAUUGCCAAGCCUGCUCAUCUUUUAUAGUGAGACGAGCAACCAGGGUGAUGCUAGGGCAAAAUGGUCGCAUCUUGCUCACUCUUUGGCAAUUCUUCAUCGACCUUGUGGCCCACGGAAACUUUCUCGCGGUAUCUUGAGCUGUCUGUAUGCAAAGCCGACAAGCCCUACGUUGAACCCGCAAAAUCUCCGGCAAUGCUUGGUACUUCCUGAGCGACCAGCUCUUAUAUCCUCGCCUUUACAAGUUGAAGAUUCGAAUCCCUCAUUAUCAGGAAAUUUACGAUCAUCAACUCCUGAACCACGAAUCUCCACCCAGGGGUCCAAGGGCACCAUCGAUCCCACAGAGCGUAGCGCCUCUGCAUUGACAUUGCAUACCGACAGCUCGGCUCCAACAAUGUCCGGGAGUACCGCUUCCACCAAUGCCGCAUAUUCUUCAUCUAUUCCACCUUCCUCUAGUGACUCAGGCCAAGUUAGCACUUCAUCUGGGAGCGAAAGCAGACCUCGAGUCUUAGUGGUUGAUGAUAACGACAUCAACCUUCACCUCAUGAUGACUUUCAUGAAAAAGCGAAAGGUCGUGGUCCUAGAUAAAGCCAAGGAUGGCAGAGCAGCCGUCGAGGCAUUUGAAAGGAUGCCGCAGGGAUACAACCUUAUUUUCAUGGACAUAUCUAUGCCAGUCAUGGACGGAUUUGGGGCGACGCGCGCCAUUCGUGCAAUCGAGAAAGAAAAAGAUGGCUGUAUUCCAGCAACAAUCAUCGCUUUAACAGGACUUAGCAGUUCGCUCGAUGAGUCUAGAGCCUUAGACUCCGGUGUAGACCUAUUCCUAACGAAGCCUGUUUCUUUCAGGGAAGUAUCAAGGCUCGUUGAUGAAUGGGAAGCUAAACCACCGAAAUAA